This is a messenger RNA of Capsicum annuum, 1071 nucleotides long. RefSeq names its product RING-H2 finger protein ATL80. NCBI's taxonomy places the organism in Eukaryota, Viridiplantae, Streptophyta, Magnoliopsida, Solanales, Solanaceae. The record is from RefSeq and is a predicted model, not a curated record. The transcript has 2 exons. The coding region runs from base 151 to 705 and encodes 184 amino acids.
UUUAACAAUACGCCACCUAUAUCAACUAACUUUUAGUUUCAAUAGUCCAACUGCUCCAUCUACACACUCACUCACCUACAUAUUUUAUAUAACAACAUUUCAACCUCCAUUUUUUUAAAAUCAAAAACCCUAAACUCUAAAUUUUAAAUUAUGACUCGUCCACUUAGGUUUCUACUAACCACUAAUUCCUCCACUACUUCGCCGCCGUCGAUGGCAACGGCGGAGCCACCGUCAGUCGCGGCAGCAGAAUCCGACUUCGUCGUCAUUCUCGCGGCGUUACUCUGUGCAGUAAUCUGCGUCUCAGGUCUCAUCGUUGUAGCUCGGUGUACUUGGCUCCGGCGAGACUCGCCGGAAAAUGCACAGCCGCCGGUAAAAAUCAAAGGCUUAAAGAAGAAGGCUUUGAAGACUUUACCAAAAUUCAAUUACUCUCCCGGCACCGGUGGUACCGACGGCGACGGUGACGGGGACGGCGAGUGUGCAAUUUGUCUUGUGGAAUAUGUUGAAGGAGAUGAAAUUCGAGUGUUGCCAAAUUGUGGCCAUCGGUUCCACGUAUUGUGUGUCGACACGUGGCUUUUAUCGAACUCGUCAUGUCCGUCGUGUCGACGGACACUCGUCGUUGCUCGUGCUCGGUGCCGGAAGUGCGGCGAAGUUCCGGCAAUCUCCGGCGAGUCUUCUGGCGGAUGUCCGGUUACACCGCCGGCGUAGUCUUAAUUUCCGGAAAGAGUUGCCGGAGCAUCAUCGGAACAGAAAAAGUAGCCGGAGAAUCGUCGGAACUGUAAGUGGGGCCCACCAAUGAGGUAGAGGAGAUAAGGAUGAAGAUGCUUUUCUUGUGAUUAUGAUUAUGAUGGGAGUGCAUAGAAAGUGACAAAAAUGAAAUUAUAGCUAUUUGGAGGGAACGAAAAAGUUAAAGAGUUUUUUCUAAUGGUAUUUUAUAUUAUCUAAAAUUUAAUAAUUUGAAUUAGCGUAGGGUAUAUGAUGAUAAAAAAAAUUAAAAUUUUUAAUACCCUGAGCAUUUUCAUUCUUAAAGUUCGAAUGCUAACAAUUUCAAUUUAUAUAAAUAAUUUUUGUUCA